Prunus armeniaca (apricot) is the source of this 294-nucleotide messenger RNA. The record is from the annotation of a GenBank genome assembly. NCBI's taxonomy places the organism in Eukaryota, Viridiplantae, Streptophyta, Magnoliopsida, Rosales, Rosaceae.
AUGGGGUGUGGGACCCUGAGGCCACGUGGUGAUUUAACCACAGCUUCUUCAGCUGUUUCUUUUACGGCUUUCGGCCUUGGCCUUCAAAACUGCGGUCGCGAGAUCGAGAGGAUUCUGCCUUUGCAGCUUUUCUUUUGUUUUCAGGAAGGCGAAAUGGUUAACGAAAUGAUAGGUGCCAGGACCAAGAGGAAGUCCCUUCAAUCAGUUUAUGACCGUGAUUUAUUAGGCGCAAACAAAAUCAGAGAUCAUUUGAUCUUAAUAGUCUUCAAACCUAGCAACAAUCAAGCUAUCUAG